CUACUUAAGCGAAUGACUCGUGGCCUACAGCGUUCCGUUUAUCAGUUAAGUAGCCGGCGAUUCGACUCCUCGCCUCGACAACACCGCGAACCGUUGCUUUUGCUGCCACCUCUGUAUCGUACUUGCGGUACGCCGAGCAGCAGGGCUCCGGUCCUCGAGCCGGCGCACGCCGCUCACACAAAAAGGCCUCACUUGUCUAUCCUAUAGUACCAAAUACGAAAUUAAUUGAAUGAAUGAACGCUUAUAGUGAUUAAUGAAAACUGAAGUAAAAGCAAACAUGGAGGAUGCUCAUUGUAAAUCUGUGGAUGAAAUCCAUAAUUAUUUUAAUGUUGAUCCUGAAAAGGGUCUAUCAAACGAUCAAAUUAAAAGAAAUCAAGAAAAAUAUGGUCUUAAUGAAUUGCCAGCUGAGGAGGGGAAAUCAAUCUGGCAACUUGUAUUGGAACAAUUUGAUGACCUUUUAGUUAAAAUUCUUUUAUUAGCUGCUAUUAUUUCAUUUGUACUAGCUUUAUUUGAAGAACACGAAGAUGCGUUCACUGCGUUUGUUGAACCUUUCGUAAUUUUGCUCAUUCUUAUCGCAAACGCCGUUGUUGGUGUCUGGCAGGAACGCAACGCCGAGUCAGCAAUCGAAGCCCUAAAAGAAUAUGAACCUGAAAUGGGAAAAGUUGUGCGAGGCAAUAAAUCCGGUGUUCAGCGAAUCAGAGCAAAAGAAAUUGUACCUGGAGAUGUCGUUGAGGUUUCGGUCGGUGAUAAAGUUCCCGCUGACAUCCGCCUUACCAAGAUUUAUUCAACCACUCUCCGAAUUGAUCAGUCCAUCCUAACUGGAGAGUCCAUCUCAGUUAUCAAACACACUGAUCCGGUACCCGAUCUUCGGGCUGUGAAUCAGGACAAAAAGAACAUCCUGUUCUCAGGUACAAACGUAGCUGCAGGCAAAGCUCGUGGUAUUGUUAUUGGCACUGGCCUUAACACUGCCAUCGGUAAAAUUCGUACAGAAAUGUCGGAAACCGAGGAAAUCAAAACACCGCUUCAGCAGAAACUUGACGAAUUUGGAGAGCAAUUGUCUAAAGUCAUCUCAGUCAUUUGUGUGGCUGUCUGGGCCAUUAACAUUGGACAUUUCAAUGAUCCAGCCCACGGUGGCUCCUGGAUCAAGGGUGCUAUUUACUAUUUCAAGAUCGCUGUUGCUCUCGCUGUAGCUGCUAUUCCUGAAGGUCUACCAGCAGUUAUUACUACUUGUCUAGCUCUUGGUACAAGACGAAUGGCUAAAAAAAACGCUAUCGUGAGAUCGCUGCCAUCUGUAGAAACACUGGGUUGUACUUCCGUCAUUUGUUCGGAUAAAACUGGAACUCUAACGACCAACCAGAUGUCUGUCAAUCGUAUGUUUGUAUUCGAAAGGAUUGAUGGCAAUGAUUGUUCAUUCAACGAAUUCGAAAUCACUGGUACAACAUAUGAACCUAUUGGUGAAAUAUUUUUAAAAGACAAGAAGAUUCGUACUUCAGAGUAUGAAACUCUCCAUGAACUGAGCACUAUCUGUAUUAUGUGUAAUGAUUCAGCUAUUGACUUCAACGAAUUUAAACAGGCUUUUGAAAAAGUCGGCGAAGCUACUGAAACAGCCCUAAUUGUUCUUGCAGAAAAAAUUAAUCCGUUCGCAGUCAAUAAAUCUGGUUUGGAUCGACGUGGUACAGCAAUUGUUGUUAGACAAGAUAUUGAAACUAAGUGGAAAAAGGAUUUCACGCUUGAAUUUUCGCGUGAUCGUAAAUCCAUGUCCUCAUAUUGUGUGCCAUUAAAAUCCACAAAAUUAGGAACUGGACCUAAGCUCUUUGUCAAAGGUGCUCCUGAAGGUGUACUUGAAAGAUGUACCCAUGCUCGCAUCGGCGCACAAAAGUUUCCAUUAACUUCAACUUUGAAAAAUCGAAUUCUCGAUUUAACUCGUCAAUACGGUACAGGGCGUGACACCCUUCGUUGUCUAGCUCUUGCCACUGCCGACCAUCCACUUAAACCCGAUGAUAUGGAUUUAGGCGAUUCUAGUAAAUUCUAUACUUAUGAGAGAGAUUUAACAUUCAUCGGUGUUGUCGGCAUGUUAGAUCCACCACGUAAAGAAGUGUUCGACUCCAUUGUUAGAUGCCGUGCUGCUGGUAUCCGUGUCAUCGUCAUCACUGGUGACAACAAGGCCACCGCCGAAGCGAUCUGUAAAAGAAUUGGUAUCUUCGCUGAAGAUGAAGAUACUACCGGCAAAUCUUACUCUGGACGAGAAUUUGAUGAUUUAUCUAUCCCUGAACAAAGAGCUGCUUGUGCCAGAGCAAGACUUUUUUCCCGAGUAGAACCCGCUCAUAAAUCAAAAAUUGUAGAAUAUUUACAAAGUAUGAAUGAGAUAUCUGCUAUGACUGGUGAUGGUGUAAAUGAUGCACCAGCUUUAAAAAAAGCCGAAAUUGGUAUUGCUAUGGGAUCUGGUACAGCUGUGGCAAAAUCUGCUGCUGAGAUGGUAUUAGCUGACGAUAACUUCUCAUCAAUUGUAGCUGCUGUUGAAGAAGGUCGAGCCAUUUAUAACAAUAUGAAGCAGUUCAUCCGUUACCUUAUCUCUUCUAAUAUUGGUGAAGUGGUUAGUAUUUUUUUAACUGCGGCUCUUGGUCUUCCUGAAGCAUUGAUUCCUGUACAGCUAUUAUGGGUCAACCUUGUCACUGACGGUCUUCCAGCUACUGCUCUUGGUUUCAAUCCACCUGAUUUAGACAUUAUGCAAAAACCACCCCGUAAAGCAGAUGAGUCUCUAAUUUCGGGAUGGCUUUUCUUCCGUUAUUUAGCAAUUGGUGGAUAUGUCGGUGCUGCUACUGUUGGAUCUGCUGCAUGGUGGUUUUUGUACAGCCCUAAUGGACCUCAAAUGAAUUACUAUCAAUUGACUCAUCACUUAGCCUGCAUUACUGGAGGUGAAGAAUUUAAAGGCCUUGAUUGCAAAGUUUUUAAUGAUCCUCACCCAAUGACCAUGGCUCUUUCAGUUCUUGUUACUAUUGAAAUGUUGAAUGCUAUGAAUAGCUUAUCUGAAAACCAAUCUCUUGUAAAUAUGCCACCCUGGUCAAAUUUAUGGCUGAUUGCUUCAAUGGCACUUUCUUUCACACUCCAUUUCGUUAUUCUUCAUGUUGAUGUUCUUUCGUCUGUAUUCCAAGUGACUCCUUUAACUGUGGAUGAAUGGCUCACUGUUAUGAAGUUCUCAAUUCCAGUUGUACUUCUUGAUGAAACCUUAAAGUUUACUGCCAGAAAAAUUACAGAUGUGGCUCCUGAGGUGAAACCGAUCCUGCACUAAAUGUAUCAUGUGAGAACAAAUAAAAACGCCAGAGGAGUAAGCAACAAAUACAAUAAUAAAAUAUAUCCUUAUGAUUGGACACGUGCAAACUUAAAUACGUCAAACAAUAGAAACGAACAAGCUAAUGCAAAAAUGAUAAUAAUUUUUUCCAGUUUAUGUACGUGACCAAAAAAAUACAAAGGCAUAUGUGAGAUAUAGACAGGGUGAUUAACAUUGUGAAAGGGUCAAGGAGGGGAGAUAGAGAGGCACGGAGGAAAUGCGUAAAAGAAAAAUGAAACAUAAGUAGGCCUAGGGUAGGCCUGACGGCACCAAAUCAAAAGCUAGUGCAACUCUUGGGAGACGAGAGAGCAAUGCAAAUAAAUAACAAACUUUAUUGUCGAAGGAAAGUGUAUCAGAAAAAUUCUCCGUUUUUAAAUUUAUUAUUUCAUUCUAUUUUAGGUAUUGAGUAUCUGAGCACACUUUGUUGAAAUCGUGCGUUAAUUUCUUGGCUUUCC
Ceratosolen solmsi marchali is the source of this 3783-nucleotide messenger RNA. RefSeq names its product ATPase sarcoplasmic/endoplasmic reticulum Ca2+ transporting SERCA (gene SERCA). Gene Ontology annotation, cellular component: membrane. Gene Ontology annotation, molecular function: ATP binding; P-type calcium transporter activity; ATP hydrolysis activity. The transcript has 15 exons. NCBI's taxonomy places the organism in Eukaryota, Metazoa, Arthropoda, Insecta, Hymenoptera, Agaonidae. Gene Ontology annotation, biological process: calcium ion transport. The coding region runs from base 254 to 3289 and encodes 1011 amino acids. The record is from RefSeq and is a predicted model, not a curated record.